AUGACAUGCUCACCAGUUCGCUUGAAUACCUUUACUCUUUUAUUACUUCUUUUCAAUACCGGUACGGAAGCAGGACUCAUAAACAUAUUUGCGGGUGCGAUUAACAUCGCAGCUAGAGUGGUGACUACUUUGACACCAUCAUCGGGAAUCUUUUCUUACACCGCGAAUAAGUUAAUCGGCUAUUCAUUAACGACUGUCGCCGGGAUUGUAGAUAAAAUCUGUACAAUAGGGCUCAGAAUCAAGAGGCAUAUAUGGUGGAGCGAAGUGGAUUUGACGCAUAUAAAAUUUCAACUGCGCACGGCCUGUUCGAAAUACACGUACUCUUUAAGGGAUGCGUGGAAACUGCUGAAUAAUUCCGACUUCCAUCCGAGUCGGAAAGUGGUCAUUAUGGUCAGCGGUUGGACGCAAACAGUAAAUCAUUCGGACACCAUCGACAAAAUGGCCAAAGUGUUUAACUGUCGUGGCGAUGUUAAUUUUCUGGCACUUGAUAUGGACCAAUACCUGAACACCUUCUACAUUUGGGCUGUGCAGAAUACGGACAGCAUUGCCUUAGGUCUAGCACAGGGCCUCACAAUGUUGAAGGAAGUGAUACCAAUUAAGAAUAUACAACUAAUCGGUCAUAGUUUGGGUGCGCAUAUUGUCGGUCAUGCCGGUCGUUAUUUCACGGAGAGAACGGGCGAAAAGUUACCAUACAUCACCGGUUUGGAUCCGGCGAAGACAUGUCUAGCUGCAGAACAAAGGAUUGGAAGAGAUGACGCGCAUAGAGUCGAAAUACUGCAUACGAAUCCCGGUGUGUUGGGCAUCGCUGAGCCUUUGGGCCACAUUGACUUAUAUGCGUCAUUCCUACGUCCAUACGCCAAUGGCUGCCGGGAUGUUGUCUGUUCGCAUAUGCGUGCUGUGGACUAUUACGUGGAGUUUCUUUAUCCGGGCAAUAAAAGCGGUUUCCUUGCCAAGCGAUGCGCUUCGUGGGAGCAUUUGCGUGCCGAGCAAUGCACAGGCAAAAAUUAUGCUAUGGGAAAUAUAGAUUUCCGCGUUCGUGGGGAGAUAUUCGCUUUGGAUUUGAAUCCACGGUCGCCAUUUGGUAGGGACAGUCUAUCGAAAUAUGGCUCGCGGCGGUGGGAUUGUGGUCUGUGUCAGAGGUAG
Molecule: messenger RNA, 1143 nt
Organism: Bactrocera latifrons
Lineage: Eukaryota; Metazoa; Arthropoda; Insecta; Diptera; Tephritidae
Product: vitellogenin-1-like
Exons: 2
Coding region: 1-1143 (380 amino acids)
Molecular function (GO): lipase activity
Source: RefSeq, a predicted model, not a curated record